Monodelphis domestica (gray short-tailed opossum) is the source of this 9770-nucleotide messenger RNA. It is a transcript of the gene BEND7, whose product is annotated as BEN domain containing 7. Lineage: Eukaryota; Metazoa; Chordata; Mammalia; Didelphimorphia; Didelphidae. Gene Ontology annotation, molecular function: DNA binding. The record is from RefSeq and is a predicted model, not a curated record.
GCACCGGGGUCCCAGGCAGCGCGGGCGCUCCCUCCUCCGCUCCUUCCCCUCCCUCCCUCCGCCCGCCCCGGGUGGGGGGGGGGGUGGUGAGCGCCUCUGACCUGGCUCCCCCCGCUCCUCAGCCGCCGCCGCCACCGUCUCCUCCCGGCCCGACCCGACCUACCGCCGCCGCCGCCGCUGCCUCCCCGGCCGCCCAUCGCCGCCCUCGCGCCGCCGCUGCCGCCGCCUCGCGGGGAAGGAGCAGGAAAAAGCGACCGGCGCCUGCCCGCCCCCUUCCGAGCCCUCUGCUCUAGGGGCCAGCCCCGAGCCAGCCCCGGGCCAAGUCCGGCCCCAGCCGAAAGUUGUGGCGGAGGGCGGCGGGGCCCUGGCUCCGCUGCUUCCUAGCCUUUUCUUCGGGCCGGGGACCGGAGGUGCGGAACUGGGGGGGUGGGCGAGAGCAAAGUGGCAACUUCUCCCGGGGAAGCCUCCAGCCCCGCCCACGUCCGGGUCCGAAAUCGCCGGGGGAGCCGGAUUUAUUUUAUUCGUUUAAAUCAUUCUUAUAAUUAUCAUUCCUGCUGAUUUGAGAGACGGACCUUGGUCCUUCUGGCUGCUGCUGCUGCUGCUGCCGGGUGACAAGAGCUGCUGUUGCUGCCGCCGCCGCCUCCUCCUCCUCCUCCUUUCCCUCCCCCCUGUUCCUCCCUCUCUGUCUCUCCUUCUCUCCCUCCUGCCACAUUCCCUUCCUCCUUCCUUCUCUCGAGCACCAUGGAGUUCUCCGAGAGGAAAAGAAGCAGGAAAUCCCAAAGCUUCAAACUGGUGAACCAAGAUUAUCACCAUGACAUAUAUAAAGUUUCUGACUUCAGCAAUGAUGUUAAUGGAGAGGCCAAAGAGACAAAACCCAUUUUUUUAGGAGAUGAAAGCAUGGAAAUUAAAAAACAAAUUACAGGGAUGAGAAGAUUAUUGAAUGACAGCACUGGAAGAAUCUAUCAGCGUGUUGGCAAAGAGGGAGAAAAACUGAAGGAAGAACCCCAGGAUUUAGAUUUAGUUUGGGCUCAACGUUUGAAUUCUUCCACUGAGGUCUCACAGAGCCUCCACCCUUCCCCUAGUGGUACAUGGAAUGAGUUACCAUCUCCAAUUGGCCAAUUCCCAGGGCAGUAUGGAACCCGAUCUAAAACUUUCCAGAAUCAGUCCAAAACUACUGGAGGAUCCAAUGGAGAACUUCCAGCAGUGAAUUCAUCAUUUGGAUCAAACUGCUGUACUUGUAACUGCCAGUCAACCUUGCAGGCCAUUCUUCAAGAACUCAAGACCAUGAGAAAAUUAAUGCAAAUUCAAGCAGUUGGAACACAGAACAGACAACAGCCCCCAAUUUCCCAUCUAUGCUCCCAGAGAACUGCUGUGUCCCGAAAAAGAAAUAAAAAGAAAAAAAUACUCCCAAAGAUCACUGAACCUCUUUCCACAAAUAAGAAACCCAAUGUAAUAGAGAAUGAAAAGACAGCAUUUGCCUCUGAACAAUCUGUCCUCCAAAAAACUGAACACAUCCCAGCUGAGGAGAACCAUGUUUUAGGAUUUGGCAUUGUUCUUGAAUCACCGUCUUCAGAUCCAGAAGUGCAACUUGCUGAAGGCUUUGAUGUGUUUAUGCCUAAAUCUCAGCUGGACUCUAUAUUGUCAAACUACACUCGCUCAGGAAGCCUUCUAUUUAGAAAAUUGGUGUGUGCAUUUUUUGAUGACAAGACUUUGGCAAACUCCUUGCCCAAUGGAAAGAGGAAAAGAGGACUCAAUGACAACCGGAAAGGACUAGACCAAAAUAUUGUGGGUGCAAUAAAAGUCUUCACAGAAAAAUACUGCACUGCUAACCAUGUGGAUAAACUUCCUGGCCCAAGAGACUGGGUACAGAUUCUACAAGAUCAAAUUAAACUGGCCAGAAGAAGGUUAAAAAGAGGCUCAGCAGAGGUAGCUGACUGUGAUGAAAAACUGGAUGGCAUUUCUGUACCACCAACAGGAAAGGAAACCAUAAAUUGGAUCCUGCCAUUGUUACUGCUCUGCUGCUCCCAGUGGACUCUCUACCAUCUCAAUCUCAGGUCUCCACAAACCUUAAAAGGGAAGAUAGUAAUAACAGAAGCAAAUAUGGCCUUUAAACCAUCUAAGAAAGUAUAAACAUCUAUGAAUAAACAUUGCAAGACCAAGAAUAAUGAACCAGUAUUUGAGGAGGCAGAAGACCCAUGGAUUCUCAAGAGAGAACACAAUUAAAUAAGAUAUUCCUGAAAGAUCCAAGAGAAAAACAGGAAUCAUGAAAGCAACAUUUGUGGCUUACACAGAAGAAAUAAUCAACAAAACAAAAACAGUGGCAAAUCCUAUCAAAGAAACAAAAGAGAGAAUAAAGAGAGAACAAAUGAUUGGGAGUACAAAACCCAGAAGUUAAGGAAAAUCUGGAAAAGAAACAAAAAGCAAGUUUCAAAGUAUGUUUGCUAUACAAGCAAAAUACAAUUAGGGCACCUAAUCUAUGGUUUAAUUUUCUCUGGUUCCAUGGUCAACUAGGAAGGCCUGGAUGCCAGUAUUUCCUCCCUGUCUUCCUAUCUUCUGCCUUUACUUUUUCUUUUUCACUCUAACUUUUUUGUUGUGGGGAGGAGUGUGAGGCUAUAGCUCUGAGUUCAAGGGUAGGAGCAGAAAAAGAAAGCAUAUAUAUGUGGAUGUUUGCUUAUAUCUAGGGUUUCAGCUAUUUGUGUGGGUCUUGGAACAUAUUCCCCACAGAUACGGAGUCCCUACUAUAUUCUGAUCUUGAAAACAGAAUACAUAGAGAUAAAUUAUGGAAUACAGAUUUCUCAAAAUAACAUAAGUUAAAAAAUUUGAAUUGCAUAAUACAAGAAAUGAUGGAAGAAAAUUGUUUAGAACUUCUGAACACAGAAAACAAAGUGCCAACUAAAAGAAUCCACAAGUCAACAGGGCCAAGAUGGCAGAGAAGGUAUAGGGAUCCAUCCAAUUUCUCAAAUUACCUUCCAAAAAGCAAUGCUAUAACUCCCCAAAAUGAAUUCUGGAGCAUCGUAAUUCACAAAAAGACAAGAUGAAAUAAUUUUUUAGCCCAAAACAACUUAGAGGGCUGGCACAAAGGAUCUAGUGCACCAGGGUGGAGGUAGACCAGCUCCAGGACAGGCCCCAACAAGGCAACAGACUUUGGGUGCAACUGAAGCAGCCACCAAGGCUUUCAAAACUCUCAACUACAGAUGGCACCAGGUGGUGGGGAAAUCAGACCAUUCAUCAGGAGGAGAUUACAGGGGACCCUUUUCCAGCUCUGGGUGUAAGACUUUGUCACAUUGCCCAUAGGCAGAACUGGGUCAUGGCCCAGGGGCAUUGCCACAGGGUGAGAAGGAACACCAGCAUACACCAGUGCUCACAGCCACAGGGGAACGGGGGAAACUGGUCACAGUUCCAGGGGAGAAAGAGUGCUUGGGGUUACUCACAUACCAGAGCACAGGCCAGGAGAGUAUUAAACACACUUCAUAAACAUCAUACCAUCUUGGAAGAACUGAAAGCAGAUAGGUUGUUUUAUUGUUUUCCUGGUUCUGCUUAUUUCACUCUGCUUCAGUUCAUGCAAGUCUUUGCAGGUUUUCUUGCACUCUUCCUGCUUGCUAUUUCUUACAGUACAAUAGUAUUUCAUUAGAGGCCAUCAAAUCUAAGCCUCCUUAUUUUACAGCUGAGGAAACUGAGGUCUAGAUAAUUGUGACUUUCCCAAAGGUCACCCAGGUGAUAGUGGCAGAGUUGGUAUUCAAACCAAAGACCUCUAACUACAAAUCCAAUAUUUUUUCCACUGAAAUAAGCCAUAAUUCAAAAAUAAAAGAAAUACUUAUCAAACUCAUACAUUGUAUACAAGCACUGUGUUAGAUAUUUGGGAAUAAAAAGCAAAACAAUUCCUGCCUUCAAAAAGCUUACAUUCUACUGGUGUUUUAAGGAAAUGGAGAAAUCUUUCAAUGAUUGAAAACACUGAGACAAUAAAAAAUGUUAAGAAUAAGCAGUUUGUUGAUUCAGAAUGAAAUAAGCAGAAUCGGAGAACAUUAUACACAGUAACUGAAAUUUUGUGGGAUGAUCAAAUGCGAUAGACUUUGCUAUUAACAGUAAUAAAAUGACCCAGGAAGAUUCUGAGGGACUUAUAAAAAAAAGAAUGCUAUCCACCUCUAGAGGAAGAACUGUUGGAGUAGAAAUGCAAAUGAAGACAUAUGAUUGAUCACUUGUUUAUAUGGGUAUAUGAUUUGGAGUUUUGGUUUUAUAAGAUUAUGCUCUUCCAAAAAUGAAUAAUAUGAAAAUAUGUUUUGAGUGAUAAUACAUGUAUAACCCAGUGGAAUUGCUUGUCAGCUCCAGGAGGGUAGAGGGAAAAGGGGAAGGAGACAACAUGAAUCAUAUAACUUUGGAAAAAUUAUAUGUAAAUUUAUUAUUAGAAUAAAAUAAAGAUAAACAUUUUUUAAAAUAAUAAGCAAAUUGUGGGGGCAGCUGAGUGGCUUUGUGGAUUAGGAGCCAGCCCAGAGAUGAGAGGUCUUAGAUAAAAAUGUGGUCCCAGACACUUCGUAACUGUGUGACCCUGGGCAAGUCACUUAACCCCCAUUGCCUAGCCCUUAACACUACUCUCUGCCUUGGAACCUAUAGACGGUACUGAUUCUAAGAGGGAAGAUAAGGGUUUUUUAAAAAGAGAGAAUCCAUAGAUCCAUGGCAAAUACAAAAACACAUAGCCAAUUCUUAGGCUACCAGACUAUAAGCACUACAAAUAGCCCAGGACCCUGAACUUGAGAUCUUGGGAAUUACAAUGCCCUCAACACCACCAGACCUGCUUCCAGACCAGCUUUCCACAACCAUCAUUGAGGGAAAUCAUUGGGGAAAGGGGACAUACAUUCUUCAUCCCCGCUAGCAAUGAGUGCUGACCAACUGCCACCAAAUCGGUUGAUUGAUACCAAAGCCCUGGAAGUGAUCCCAGUUCUGCUUCCAGCCCAUCGGUCCUACUUCCAAACUAGCCUUUACAGUUAUUAUCUGGGGAAUCAAUGCCUUUGGAGAAGCAACCAUUCAUCCUCACAUCACUACCAACUGUUUGCCACAUGGAAAUCCAGCUAGCUGAAUGAGGGAAGAAGAGUGGAGAAGGGAAGAGGUAGAAGGAGGGAGGGAGAGAGAUUGAAGUUAGCAGGUACCAUACCAUUUGGUCAAGCUACUACCACCUUGAUACUUUUGUCCUCUCAGACCCUGAUGGAAACAAGCUUGAAUCCAAGAGUCUUGGGAACAGCAAUGCUUCUAAUCCAAUGCCAUCAUCCUGGAAAGCAACUCUUGUGGAGAUUUGGUCUAACAACUGCCCCUGUAGGUGCUACAGUCACAACUUCUGCAGACUCAGAAAGGAAAGUUCUUGCUACCAAAGUCCUUGGAACCGCCAAAUAAUUUUCAAUCAAAAGAUUUUCAAAAUCAAAAGAUAUGAUUUUAUCAGUGACAAUGCAUGAAAAGAGGUAUUUCUUGCCACUGAACUCUAAAGGACCUAAGAAGCAAAGGAUUUUCCCAUCAAACUUGCAGCUGCAAUCUUCCAUAUGUGUUGUCUUCCCUAUUAUAUGACCCAAACCCUUUGAGAGCAGAGACUGUCUUGCUUUUGUAUUUAUGUCCUCAGCAUUUAGCACAAUGGUUGGCACAUAGUAAGUGCUUAAGUCAUUUAUUCAUUCAUUUGUUGUGAUUAAAUUUAACCAUUCCAAUGAAAAAUAAUAAAUUCUGCAAGCAAUCAGAAGACCUUGAAAUAUAAAGGAAGAGAAAAAUGGAAUAACAUAAGAAUAUUCUUUUACCCACCAGAAUAUGGAAUAAUGUAACAUACCCUGUAAAGACGAGCCUAAUCUUCAGUGAAAAAAAUAUGAAUUCUCAUUUUAAAAGAGGCAUUUGAACCAUUCUUACAGUCAAAACAAGUUCCGAGUAAAUUAUUUGCUUUGCAAACACCCUGGAAAGAUUGAAGCAGCUAUUGGUUUGGGGAAGUCAAGCAAUUCAAGGGUCAUUUGAAACCACAAUGAAACAAGAUUAGUCUCUCUGGUAUAAGGCAAAGUACAAUUGGAAAUGAAUGAAAAACAGUAUCAUGAACUGAUAAAUUAUUGCUACAAAAAUGGCCUCAUUAAUCCUUAGAUAAUAAGUAAAGACUUUCAGAGAAGACCUGGGAGCUGGAGGUGUUUGCUAUUAAUUCCUCUUCAGUAUGAUGCAGAUUUCUUGAAGUUGAAAGAACAUCAAAAAAAAAAAAACAAGAGGAAAAUAGCUGCUAACUGUUGUAAGGAAGAAAAAACACUUGCCAUGGACAAUGCAACGUAAAGACUGGAGCACUAAGUAUUGAGGGGAAAAGGUGCUUUUUAACUGAUGAAAUUUAUUUUUUUCAUUCAGGGGUACAGGAAAACGAUUGUGCAAAAGGUCCAGGUGAGUCUAAGGCAUCUGGGCAUCUUCAUCAUGCAGUAAAAUAAAACCCUAAAAUUUUUUGAGGAAUGUUUUAUUUCCAGUGGUCUUGGAAGUCUUUUAUCCAUUGAGGUAAUGGUGAAGUCUGACAAAUACUGACAAAGUCUGAUUUGCUGAGCAGCAGAAUUCUUGCAGAAUUAUAGAAAUUCAUUAGAGAUGGAAUGUGAUGGUGAUGAUGAUAGCUAGCACUUAAAUAACACUUCAAAGUUUAUAAAACACCACAAAUACCUCAUUUGAUCUUCACAAUAACCCUUAGGGGUAGGUGCUAUUCUAUCCCCAUUUUACAGUUGAGGAAACUGAAGCAGACAGAGCUUAAGUGACUUAGCUAAGGUUACAUAGUUAAUAAAUGUCUGAGGCCAGAUUUUAACUCAGAAUUUCCUGAUUCCAGGUCUAAUAUUUUAUCCAAUGUGUUGCCUAGCUACAUAGACAUAUAAUAACAUCCAGGAGAUGGAACUGAGCAGUGCCCUAAUAAUUUUUUUUUUCUAAAAAUCUUACCUUCCAUCUUGGAAUCAAUACUAUCUAUUGGUUCCAAGGCAGAAGAGUGGUAAGGGCUGGGCAAUGGGGGUUAAGUGACUUGCCCAGGGUCACACAGCUGGGAAGUGUCUGAGGCCACAUUUGAACCUAGGAUCUCCUAUCUCUAGCCCUGGUUUUCAAUCCACUGAGCAACCCAGCUGCCCCCAGUGCCCUUAUAAUUUGAUUGAUUUAGAAUCCACUUAAAAGCUCUGGCUUAGGGGUAGCUAGUAUGUGGUCAAUAGAGCACUCUUAAGAUUAAAAAUUAGUUUUUUUGUUAAAAGUAUUAUAUUUUUAUGAGGUCUAUUAAAGAUUAAGAAAUAAAGAAAAUACAAAAUAAGAAAGCAUGUGCAACCUACAUCUUGGCGGCUAGGUAGAGAGCCCCGUGUCCCUAGAAGCGGAAGCCUAGAGAGAGCGCGACUAGGCGGAGAGCCCGUUUAAAUAAUAAUUUGUGAUCUAGCACUCGGGCGAGAUUCUGGGGAAUUCUGGGAAGUUCCAAGGACUUCUGGGGAUUGAAGUCCAAGGUUCAAAUCUCCAUUUUUACAGCACCAGGAAUGAAAAAAAAUGUGAAGGAAGGUGGCCUAGCAGUACCAGAUCUUAAAAUAUGGUACUGACUAAGAGAUAGAAGGGUGGAUCAAUGGAAUAGACUUGGGAUCCUUAGCAAGCUAGUAUACAAUAAAUCCAAAGAUUCUAGCUUUGGGGACAAGAACUCACUAUUUGACAAAAACUGCUUGGAAAAUUGGAAAACAGUAUGGGAAAAAAUUAGAUUUAGAUCAACAUAUCACACCCAACAUCAAAAUAAUUCAAAAUGGGUAAAUAACUUAAACAUAGAAUGAUAUUAUAAGUGAAUUAGGUGAACAUAGAAUAGUAUACCUGUCAGACCUAUGGGAAAGGAAGGAAUUUAAGACAAAGCAAAAAAAGAAAACAUUACACAAUGUAAAAUGAAUAAUUUUAAUCAUAUUAAGGUUUUGUACAAACAAAACCAAUGCAACUAAAAUUAGAAGGGAAGGAAUAACCUGGGGGAGGAGGAAACUGAUAACAAAAUUCUCUGACAAAGGUCUAAUUUCCCAAAUAUACAAGAAACUAAGUCAAAUUUACAAGAAAUUAAGCCAUUCCCCAAAUGACAAAUGAUCAAGGGAUAUGAAUAGGCAGUUUUCAGAUGAAAUCAAAAUUAUCACUAAUCACAUGAAAAAGUAUUCUAAAUCCCUCAUGAUUAGAAAAGUGCAAAUCAAAACAACUCUGAGGUACCACCUUAUACCUGUAAGGGUUAAAAUUAUGGUUGAGACUGAAUGUAAUAAUUAUAGUUGGUUGCAAGGAAUUUAUUUUUAAAAAUCCUAAUGAAACACCCAAACAGCUGGAAAUUUUAUGGUGAUUUAAUUACAACAGGAGGAAGAAAAUAUUAGAGGGAGAGAGAGAGAGGGAAAGAAGGAAAGGAGUUUUAACUCAGCUCAGGCUGAGCCAAAGGGGGAGUUUAAGGCCCUGGAGAGCCAAGGCAGAGAAGGGAGUCAAUCCUUAUCACUCACAUGAUCUAUCUUUAGGAAAGCUGUCUACGGGGCUCCUCCAAGCUAGAGCUCCAGGAUCAAACUGAACUCUAGCCCUCUCCACAGGAAGUCAUGAGAACUCCAGAGGCUGUUCUCUACCUCACUUCCUGUGUCUCACAUGUGCCAAUGGUGGCUCAAGCUUGACUUAGGACAGACAGCCCAGAGGUCUGUCCUUUUUUUUUGCACAUGUCUGUUGAAGGACAUUUUCUCAGAUAAUUAAAUUUUGAGUUUGAUACAGACCUUCCCAAUCUUGUUAAACUAAGAAGGGUGGAAAAUGCAGAGUUUCCAAGACCUGAUUCUGUUAUUCCAAGUAUCUCCAUUGUUACUGAUCAGGAAAUAGCUAAAUCACAUCUUCUAAAGGAUGGUCUGAUUAGGGUGGAGUAGUUUUAAAAUUCACAUACCUAGGGGGCAGCUGGGUAGCUCAGUGGAUUGAGAGCCACUGGAGGUCCUAGGUUCAAAUCUGGCCUCAGACACUUCCUAGCUGUGUGACCCUGGGCAAGUCACUUAACCCCCAUUGCCUAGCCCUUACCACUCAGUAUUGACAGUAUUGACUCCAAGAUGGAAGGUAAGGGUUUUAUUAAAAAAAAAUUCACAUACCUAACAGAGUGGUAAAUAUGACAGUAAAGAAAAAUAAUAAAUGUUGAAGGGGAUGUGUCAAAAUUGGGACACUAAUGUAUUGCUGGUAGAGUUGUGAAUUGAUCCAACCAUUCUGGAGGGCAAUUUUGAAUUAUGCCCAAAGUGCUUUAAAUGAAUGCCUGCCCUUUGAUCCAGCCACACCACUGCUGGAUUUGAACCUCAAAGAGAUAAAAAAAGUUUGUACAAAACUAUUUACAGGUUCACUUUUGUGUUGGCAAGAAAUUGGAAAAUGAGGAGUUGUUCCUCAUAUGGGGAAUGGCUGAACAAAUUGUGGUUUAUGAUGGUGAUGAAAUACUAUUGUGCUGUAAGGAAUGAUGAACUGGAGGAUUUCUAUAUGAAUUGGAAAAACCUCCAUGAACUGAUACAGAGUGAAAUGAGCAGAACCAGGAGAACAUUGUACACAGAGACUGAAACAUCGUGGAUAAUCACAUGUAAUCGACUUUGCUAACAGCAAUAAAAUGAUCCAGGGACAAUCUUGAUGGACUUGUAAGAAGGAAUGCUAUCCACAUCGAGAGAAAGAACUGUGGGUGUAGAAACACAGAAGAGAAACAUAUAAUUUAUCACUUGCUUAUACAGGUAUAUGAUUUGGGGUUGGGGUUUUAAAAGAUUAUCAUAAAUAUGAAUAAUAUGGAAACAGAUUUUGAAUAAUAAGACAUGUAUAAACCA